Molecule: messenger RNA, 1872 nt
Organism: Bipolaris victoriae FI3
Lineage: Eukaryota; Fungi; Ascomycota; Dothideomycetes; Pleosporales; Pleosporaceae
Exons: 1
Coding region: 1-1872 (623 amino acids)
Biological process (GO): DNA-templated transcription
Cellular component (GO): nucleus
Molecular function (GO): zinc ion binding; DNA binding; DNA-binding transcription factor activity, RNA polymerase II-specific
Source: RefSeq, a predicted model, not a curated record
AUGCGAUCUCCUCCACGCCGCGUUGUGAAGGGCAGGAGCCAGCCAGCGUGCAAUCCUUGCCGCCGGCGGAAGUCGCGCUGCAAGUAUGAACCAGCGGAGCACGCCUGCCUCAUGUGCAAGGCACACCAGACACAGUGUGUCCGAACACUGCGGAAUGGUUCAAUACAGGGCACAUGGAGAGACGACCAGAUUGAGCAGAGUUCGUGUCACCCUCGCCAGUCGCCAUCUCAGCCUUCGAUGCGAACACGUGAUCUUGGGCCGUCGGCUGUCGAUGCCAACUUGGCCGCCAUUUCAACAUCUCCUAGUCUGUACCUCGGUGCGGCUCCGGAGGUAGCAUUCGACGCCGAUAAUGAAGACAACCCACAUAUUGCUGCCCCGGCCACCGCCGCGGACAGUCAUUUCCUUCAAGGCUAUCUGUCUAGCAUUCAUGCGGCACAAGGAGAGCGGGCUAUCCGACCUGCGUUGCCUGGUACUGCAUCAGCGCCUGUCAUCUUCAUGCGCGUCAAGAAGAGACCUGUGGGCCUCACCAUAGACCCGAACCCUUCCUCAGCCAAGCUGCAGAUGAUUGUCAAGCUUUUGGAACCCCACCAAGACGCAUUGCUUAUGGUCUAUCGCACCAAAGCAAACGCAUGCUUCCCAAUACUCCACGAAGACUUCUUCUCCCAGCCCAGCACACGCUCUCGCAUUUCGCCGGCUGUGCUUGCUUGUUUAUAUGCUCACGCCAUGUGCUACUGGCCCUCGGACCAGCAACUGAGGAAAUAUCAUCGUCCAGAUGGCCGUUUCAUCUGGAAUUUGGCUUUGGAUGCUCUCUACUCCGAACUACACAUUUCGCCUGACAUGUCAUCAAUCAUUUCCAUAUUGCUAAAUAUUGGAGGUCGUCCAACCACCACCAUGGUAGGCAACGGAAUGCUCUUGGGUUCUGCCAUCUCCCUGGCCAAAUGCCUCGGUUUGCAUAGGAAUCCUGCGCCCUGGAACAUAACAGAGCAGGAAAAGACUUUUCGUACCAAUGUAUGGUACUGCCUUGUCAUUCACGAUCGAUGGACAAGUCUUACACAUGGGACACCACCACACAUUCGUCAAACCCAUCAUGACAUCCCCCUUCCCAAGAGGACAUCUCCCGACGAGCCGGGCAGAGUGUUCGAGGUAUUGGCUAGCCUCAGUACCGCCCUCGGUAAUUAUCUAGAAGGACUGUAUGCCAUUAGUGAAGAGGCAAAUAUCGCCGCCUUGGCGCGUAACCUUUUGCUUGAUCUAAACACGUGGACUGAUAUGUUGCCCGGGGAUAUCAGACGAAUCCUUGUUAGAGGCUCUGACUUGACUAUACCUGGUGCAGCCAAUCUCAGACUGUGUUACUUGGCGCUAAAUUUCUUCAAUCUUCGUCUUUACCUGAGUGUUGAGGAAGCAGAUAUUCCACUGGGCCAGGCAUCUAGCGAGCGACUGUUAGAAGCACGUCGAGCAGCAGAAGAUAUCGUGUUGUUUGUGCAGGAACUGUCCGUUAAACAACUAGAGGACUUUUGGCUACCUACAGCUGCAUUUGUAUUGACAUCUACAGCCGCGUUCCUUCUGCGCCUAGCUGUGCAGGUGGACUUUCCUCUUUCCGAAUCACCCACACAGAGUCUUUCGCUCUCUCUCGCACACGACCUCGUAAACUGUUUACGCUCGCAUAAGGAACUACACGGAUGGGAACUAGGCGACAUUUGCCUGACUCAAUAUGCGGACGUUGUUGAUAGAUUGUGGGACCAGCACGUUCCUCCGGAGCUGGAUAUGACCUUGCUUGACUCCGCGCCGUUCAUCUCUGAUCCAAUCUUCUUCCACUCUACUGUUGCCGAUCAGUGGGAUCCGUUAGUUUGGAGUGAGGAGCUUCGUGAAGAGUAA